This is a messenger RNA of Batrachochytrium dendrobatidis JAM81, 1857 nucleotides long. RefSeq lists its product as uncharacterized. The record is from RefSeq and is a predicted model, not a curated record. Gene Ontology annotation, cellular component: nuclear periphery; anaphase-promoting complex. NCBI's taxonomy places the organism in Eukaryota, Fungi, Chytridiomycota, Chytridiomycetes, Rhizophydiales. The coding region runs from base 1 to 1857 and encodes 618 amino acids. Gene Ontology annotation, biological process: protein K11-linked ubiquitination; anaphase-promoting complex-dependent catabolic process. The transcript has 14 exons.
AUGGCUUGUCUAGUAGCAAAAAGGUUUGGAUCUUGUUACAAUUUCCCUGUUGAGAUCCAGUGCACAGAAUGGUGCCCUAAAAAAGACGUUGUGGCCUUUCUGGAUAUUCAUGGCGAACUGCAGGUGUUGCGAGUCUGGGAAUUUGUUCGAAAAUGGUCGUCUGCAGAGACUGGAGAAGCCGACAUGGUUGUUUGGAAUCCAGAAGGAAUGUCCUUGACCACCAUCAAUAGUAAAUCUGGAUUAUUGACUACGUUUGAAGUCGAAGCGCAGCAAUCGCACUCUUUAACUCUUGAUCUUUGCUCUGGGGAGCAAAUAGCCAGUUGUAGAUGGGAAACUGCUCCUGCAUUCAAAAAUCGCACAAGCAUUCAACUGCUGAAUGCCAUUCCUCGAACCGACUCGCUUCAGAUAUCAUCGACUCUUGACAAUUCGCUUUCUCUUCUCACUCUCACUACAAACUUUGCUCGGACUAUUGUAAUUCUCAAUGGCUGCUUCAUUGUAUCAGACCUACCUGCAAGAGAUGAUGGAUUUGGUGGGCUAUUUUCGUGGAUAUCAUAUGACAAUAGAUCUGCAAUGACAUUGCAUUCCUUGAUCAAAGAGCACACUUCCAGUAUGGUAAAACUGGUAUCUUUUGCUUUCGAAAAUACUGCGUCCAUAUAUCCAGAUUUAGCCAAUGUGUCUGUGCUCAUGAAUCAACUGCGUCGACUAGUUGGCACAAUAAAUAGUCAUACCGAGGCUUUUCAAAACAACGCCGAUGCUUUUCAAGCCGCACAAUCCGAGUUGUCAUCUGAGAUUUCAACUGCCUUGAAAAUACACGGAAGUGAACCAUCUCCAGCAGAGUUUCUUAAAAAGCUAUUGCUUGGCUGCUCAACUAUCGAUAUUCUAUCUCAACUUGCGUCAGAUUCGCCAAAAAAGAAAUUAAAACGGGCGGCAAACAUUGCAUCAAUGUCAUACUCUAGUGCAAUUUUAGAUUACAUGUCCAUAAAAACAGCAGCGGAGAGUCUCAUUUAUGUUAUCAGUGAACUGCGUGGCAUUUCCUUGCGAUCGGCAUGGAGGCAAAGCAAAUCACAAAGCGAUAAACUUUUGAAAGUUACCGAGGCUGUCAUUGUGUUUAUAGAAAGACUUUCUAAAAUCAAACAAAAACUGGAUCAAGAUUCUACUGAAUUUGCAUUGUUUGUAAACUGGAUCUUGAAUGCUGCUGGUGAUUCUAACGGCGAGGAGGAAACCCCCGCGACUGGAAUGCAUCGGAUUAUUUUUCGCUAUUUUCAAAAUACUAUAAAAAAUCAAUCAGAUGAUUUGCCUAUUCAAACUCUUGUGCAUGAUAUUUCUCUUUUAUCACAGAUGGUCUUGAACCAAGAGCUACUUUGUCUGUAUCCAGAUACUUUGGAUAUUAAAACCAUCAUUCAUCAUAGUUAUGCUGUAGAUAUCAUUGCCAUCAACUGCUCUUAUUUUCUUUUUCAAACGCCAGAAUAUUGCAAUGGAAAAUCUGUUAAUAUUCUUUCGGCGCUGUUCUACAACUCAAUCCUACUAUUCUUGUUUGAGCACGAAAGCCUUAAUUACACAGAAAAUCAACCAAUGAGUAAUUACACUGUUGGGUAUGUGAAUAUAGCUGAUAUUUCACACGCUGAUCAUUGCCAAAAUUCCACAGAAAUCACAAAGAUCAAAAUAAUGUUUCUUUUCUCUUGUAAAAAUGAGACACCUCCAGUGGCCAUGCAGAUAAAUAGUGCACGCCAACUUUUAAGCGUGUGCUCUAAGCAGAGCGUCAUUGAAGUGCUUUCACUUGAAGAACUUGAUGAUAUAGGUUCUGUUGAUAUAUACGUUUGCGAUCUAGCUCAAGAGAGUAUCUCAAGAAUGCAAUGA